Loa loa (African eye worm) is the source of this 1340-nucleotide messenger RNA. Its product is annotated as fumarylacetoacetate hydrolase domain containing 1. The transcript is spliced from 3 exons. Lineage: Eukaryota; Metazoa; Nematoda; Chromadorea; Rhabditida; Onchocercidae. Gene Ontology annotation, molecular function: acetylpyruvate hydrolase activity. The record is from RefSeq and is a predicted model, not a curated record. Gene Ontology annotation, cellular component: mitochondrion. Bases 100 to 768 code for a protein of 222 amino acids.
CGAUUUAGACAUCGCAUUUUCAUAAGUUCCCAGCGAGUACUCGCUCGCUCCCUCAAUUCGAACAACCUGUAAUUAAGCUGGUCAAGAUCUGCUUAUAAUAUGGCGACACAGUUGUCAAAUUUCCGCAAUCUUGGGAAAAAGAUUGUUUGUGUCGGUAGGAAUUAUAAGGAGCAUGCUCUGGAAUUGGGAAACACGAUACCGAAAAUACCGUUGUUUUUCCUGAAAUCAACAAACAGUUAUGUAUCACAAGGACAACCUAUCACCCCACCGCCUGGUUGCAAGAUAUUACAUCAAGAAGUGGAACUUGGUGUGAUUUUCAGCAAGACAGCGAAAAAUAUCCCAUCUUCGCAAGCAUUUAAUUAUAUUGGUGGGUACACGGUAGCCUUGGAUAUGACAGCUCGAGACUUCCAGGAUGAAGCGAAGAAGGCAGGCGCACCCUGGUUCUUGUCAAAAUCAUUUGAUACUUCAUGUCCAGUAGGAUCUUUCAUCGAAAUCAACAAAAUUGCCAAUCCACACGACGUCGAGCUAUUUUGUCGUAUAAAUGAUGUAGAAAAGCAACGCUGUCGAACCGAUGCCAUGAUUUUCGACAUACCAACUUUAAUCGAAGUUUUAACGGAAUAUGUCACUAUGGAACCAGGUGAUAUGCUCCUCACGGGCACACCAUCAGGCGUAACAGCUGUGAAGCCUGGCGACUGGAUUGAAUUUGGUUUGGAAGAUAUCGCAUCGUUUAAAUUUUAUGUCCAGCAAAAAUCCGGUUUUCCGGCUUAGAUUCUUGUCUCUUGCGAGUAAUUAGUGAAAAUGAAGAUUAAAUGGCUAUUAAUUUAACGAACAGUCACCAAUAAUAUCUAAUUUAAACAGGAACGUUUGUGCACGAUAAAUGCGAGGUGCAUUCCAUUAUCGUCGGAUACAAAUACGUAUAAACAGAAAAGCAGACUACGUAUAUACAAAAAUACAUCAUUCGCGCUCGACAACUGCCUUGAUCUCUUCCAUCAUCAUCCAUCCUGACCAAGGAGGCAUUACAAAAUAAUUUCAACAAGGACGCAUUGAAAAAUGGUGAUAGAGGACAAUUUUGGAAUAACAGGGAUGAUAAUUUCAGGAAUAUACUAAAUCAACCAGAAAUGCAAGUAACAAUCUUUCAAUAGGAAUUAACUAAUAAAAUUGAUUGCUAUCCCCUGUACUUUGGAGUCAGAAAUUUCGUCUUGAAUAUGGUUUGUGUCCUUCUAAACAGUAAGAAAAAAGACAGAUUUCUUUUAAGACAAAGACAGAUUUCUUUCACAUUAAUAAAACGGGCAUGGGAAGGUAACGACUAAUAAGCAAAUGUAAAUGAAAUAAGAUGAGCU